This is a messenger RNA of Aureobasidium pullulans EXF-150, 1287 nucleotides long. RefSeq names its product aquaporin-like protein. The coding region runs from base 272 to 1123 and encodes 283 amino acids. Gene Ontology annotation, cellular component: plasma membrane. The transcript is spliced from 2 exons. The record is from RefSeq and is a predicted model, not a curated record. Gene Ontology annotation, molecular function: water channel activity; glycerol channel activity. Gene Ontology annotation, biological process: water transport; glycerol transmembrane transport. Lineage: Eukaryota; Fungi; Ascomycota; Dothideomycetes; Dothideales; Saccotheciaceae.
CACUGUCAGGAUGGUGAAACGAACGGUGAACGACGACGAUCAUCAUUCGCGACUCACGCCCAGCGCGCCGAGUCGCGGGUGAGAAGAAAACAAUGCUUGGACCGAGCUUGGAAUCAGGGCUCCCCAACGCAGCAGCAGCAGCAGCAGCAGCGACGACAUCGCGCGAAGACACAGUGUAUAUAAGAGCAUAGGCCUCGAGUUUCUGAAGAACAGUCUUUCCAGUACUUCAAUCACGACUUUACGACCUUCUUUCAGAAACCUAUACCACAUCAUGGCCGUCCGUAUUCCAGCCAGCCUGCACCGUAGCGGUCUUCGCCCUUAUCUCGCAGAAUUCGUUGGCACUCUUCUGCUCAUUCUUAUCGGUGACGGUGUUGUUGCCCAAGCUGUUCUUACAGACUUUUACUACGCCAACUUCCUUUCCGUCAACUUGGCCUGGGCCUCUGCUGUCGCUCUCUCCUGCUAUGUCGGCGCCGCCGUGAACCCUGCCAUCACUCUUGCCUCUGCCAUUAUCCGCCCUACCAAGCAACAAUGGGCUCAACUUCCUGGAAAGGUGGCCGCUCAGUUCCUCGGUGCCUUCGUUGGUGCUGCUUUGGUCUACUUGCAGUACAGAUCUGCCAUCAAGGCUUGGGACCCUGAGUUUACUGUUCCUGGUGGUUCUAUCUUGUCGCCUCAAGGUCACCACUCUGCUGGUAUCUUCGCUACCUACCCUGCUGCCCACUUCGGUUCCAACUGGGAGGCUGCCAUCACCGAGUUCCUUGGUGCUUCUCUUCUCGCCUUUGGUGCUUCUGCAGUUGCCGAUCCCAAGAACGAGGGUCUCAAGGCUCCUCAAUUCAUGAUGUUUGCUUUGAUGGUCGCUAUUGGUGCUUCCAUGGGAUGGCAAACUGGUUACGCCGUCAACCCUGCUCGCGACUUUGGUCCUCGUCUUUUCUCUGCCAUUGUCUACGGCCGCGAGGUCUUCUCUGCCAAGGGCUUCUACUUUGUUGUCCCUCUCUUCGUCCCUAUCUUUGGCGCUAUCGCCGGAGCUGGUAUCUACGAUGCUUUCAUGUUCGAGGGCGAGGGUUCCGCAGUCGCUGAUGCCUUGGACGCCGCCGAGGGCCAUGAUGGUCGUAUCAGCCUGGACUAAGCGCUCACUAUUACUUGCUUGAAAGAUGUUGAGGUUCUGUCAGCAACGAGUCGUGCUGGAAGCUGAAUUGGAGCUAUGGAUCUGACGUAUUAUAGUGGAAAUGUCUGAUGGCAUAUUCGAUGUUAUGGACUUCAUGAUGUUUUGACAUGUGGAGAUGAUGACGG